Messenger RNA from Sesamum indicum (sesame), 1314 nucleotides. RefSeq lists its product as uncharacterized. NCBI's taxonomy places the organism in Eukaryota, Viridiplantae, Streptophyta, Magnoliopsida, Lamiales, Pedaliaceae. The record is from RefSeq and is a predicted model, not a curated record.
CGUCGAGUUUGCAAACUGUUGGUUACUCUCUCUCUCUCUCUCUCUGUCUCUUUCCUUCUCAAAACCCAGGAAUUUACACACGAACUUCUCCACUCCACGCUCUUUUAAUCGCAUUUCUUACACUACUCAAUUCUCACUCUUCUCUCAACAAUCCAUUCUUAAUUCUUUACCUCAAAAUUUUUUAGUCGCUUUCUUUGGAAAUUCUGAACUCUGUAUCAAUUUCUCUUUUGUGGUUUCAUUUCAUCAGAGUUUCUUGAUUGUUUUCCUGAUAAAUCAAAUCUCUGCUUCAAAAUUCCAUCUGGGUUUUUCUGUCUCAGUUUGCUUCUGGGUUUCAUCUUUCCGUUCUGCAAAAUCCAAUUCUGCUCCAGAUGAAGGUUCACCCACUGCCCAGACAAACCAACAUCGCUCUGCGUUACAACCUCGUCUCGCUGCUAGCUCAGGCAAACAGCUGCCGGGGAAAGAAACUGCGGCGUUUGCCCCACAUCUUUGCGAAGGUUCUAGAGCUGCCCUUUCACUCCGAUGCCGACGUGUCAAUCGACGAGACUUCCGACUGCCUCAGAUUCACCGCCGCUACCGAUGACAUCAGCGGUGAGGUCUGGGCCGAUACGGUCGAGAUUUACCCUGGGGUUACCAAGGUGGUUGUACGGGGAACCGGCGUGGUUGACUUGUCGGGAACUGAUUUAGAGCUCGAUUUGUGGCGGUUUAGGCUUCCGGCAAUCAUGCUGCCGGAGCUGGCCUCCGCUACAUACGAAGACGGCGAGCUGGUGGUGACGGUGCCCAAGGGGGCGGAGGAAGUGGAUGGUGGGGCCGAGGAGGAUGACAUGGGUGAUAUUGGAGGACGGAGGCUUGUUCUCGUGCUGUAAAGGAUUAAAUCUUUAAUUUUGGUCCACCAACUAUAGCUAAAUUUCGUUUUAGUCCUUUAAGUUUUUAGAAUUCUAAAAAGGUCCUUUAAUUUCUGAAAUUGUUCAAUUUUGGAAUACUAAAAACUGAAUUUUGUCCAAAGUCGAUGGAAACUGAUACCUGAAUCUGAUGUGGCGUUUCAAAAUUCAGCGACUUUGGAUAAAAUUCGUGACUAAUGUCCCAAAUUUGAACAAUUUAAAAAAUUAGAGAACUUUUUUAGAAUAUUAGAAAGUUAAAGGACUAAAUGAGAUUUUGACUAUAACUAAUGGAUGAAAAUUGCUACUGUAAAACUGGAAAUUACUGUUUACCUUUUCCAUGCUUCUCUUCACGUUUCAGAAAUUACUCUGCUUAUGUAUACGAAGAAGUUUACGCUUUUAUAAUUAAGUGGAAAAUAUUUCCUCAAAAAACACGAAA